GCCGGGGGCGGUGCGUCCGGGAGCGGGCGGUUGGCGGCGGCCCGAGCGCCGAGCUGCUGCAGCCCCGGAACCGGCACCGAGGCCCGCCUUGUCCCGGCGCCGUUCACGCUGUCCAGCAGCCGACUGGCACAGCCCGUGAGGCCCUGCCUACGUUUGGAGAGGAAAGCUGCCGCCCCGAGGAAGGGGCUCGGAAGGCCUGGGUCGGCGCGGGGUGGCUGCGCUCUGAACCAUGAGGGUCAAGGUCAUCCCCGUGCUUGAGGACAACUACAUGUACCUGGUCAUCGAGGAGAACACGCGGGAGGCCCUGGCCGUAGAUGUGGCCGUGCCCAAGAGGCUGCUGGAGAUCGUGGUCCGGGAGGGGGCAUCACUGACCACCGUGCUGACCACCCACCACCACUGGGACCACGCGCGGGGCAACGCGGAGCUGGUGCGGCUGAACCCCAGGCUGGCCGUGCUGGGCGCCGACGAGCGCAUCUGCGCACUGACCCGCAGGCUGGCCCACGGCGAGGAGCUGCGGUUCGGGGCCAUCCACGUUCGCUGCCUCUUGACUCCCGGCCAUACUACCGGCCACAUGAGCUACUUCCUGUGGGAAGACGAGUGUCCAGACCCGCCGGCGGUGUUCUCAGGGGACGCGCUGACCGUGGCAGGCUGUGGCCGGCGCCUGGAGAGCUCAGCUCAGCAGAUGUACCAGAGCCUGGCCAAGACCCUGGGCACCCUGCCCCCCGAGACAAAGGUGUUCUGUGGCCACGAGCACACGCUGGCCAACCUUGAGUUUGCACAGAAAGUGGAGCCCUGCAAUGACCACGUGAGGACCAAGCUGUCAUGGGCCAAGGCUGGGGCUGACCCCAGCCAAGGUGCCUGGAGCUCUCAAACAAACCUGUGUGUGACAAGAGCCUGUGGUCAUUCCAGAAGAGGGACGAGGAUGAUGUGCCCACGGUGCCGUCCACUCUGGGCGAGGAGCUCCUUUACAACCCUUUCCUGAGGGUGGCAGAGGAACCUGUGCGCAAGUUCACAGGGAAGGUGGACCCAGCUGAGGUCCUGGAGGUGCUCUGCAGGGAGCAGACGAGCUUCGAACGGGUGGCCGAGCCGCUGCAGCCGCAGGCCCGGGCUCUCCUGGCGCUGCAGUGGGG
Messenger RNA from Manis javanica (Malayan pangolin), 1130 nucleotides. The record is from RefSeq and is a predicted model, not a curated record. NCBI's taxonomy places the organism in Eukaryota, Metazoa, Chordata, Mammalia, Pholidota, Manidae.